AUGUUGAGUUCAUCACAAAGCAAUGUACAAAGUCCGCAAAGUGAAAAGAGCUUUGCUUCUAUUGACCUGUCAAAUGAAGAUGACGAGACUGUUGCUAAGAAGAUUGAUGAAAUUAGACACGUAUUUAUACCUCUGAAACAGCAAAAUGAUGGAGAAAAAAUGAUAAUAAUUAUACGUGUCAGUAUUCAUGACCCCUACAAGCAUAAAAUAGCUAAUGUUAUCAAGACAGGUAAAAUGAUAUUAGACGUCGCUAUAAAAGAUAAUAUGACAGUUUCAACGAUCGGAGCGAUUGUAAUCUUCGAUAUGAGCAAUGUCACUUUGGGCCACGGUCUUCAAAUGACACCAAGAGUGGUACAACGACUCGUACACUCUUGGCAAGGAUGCUAUCCAGUUAAAAUAAAUUCCCUCAAUUUCAUUAACGCGCCCAUUUACGUUAAUGGAAUUUUAAACCUAUUUAAAAGCUUUAUGAGUCAUAAAAUGCGUACAAAAGUUAAUGUCUACUCGAAGACCAGUGAAGAUCUUUUUUCAAGUAUUCCUAAGCAGCAACUGCCUGCCGAGUACGGUGGCUUUGCUGGAAAUUUACAAAGUUAUAUAAGUGAGUAU
This is a messenger RNA of Cotesia congregata, 603 nucleotides long. NCBI's taxonomy places the organism in Eukaryota, Metazoa, Arthropoda, Insecta, Hymenoptera, Braconidae. The record is from the annotation of a GenBank genome assembly.